Messenger RNA from Phoenix dactylifera (date palm), 2624 nucleotides. The record is from RefSeq and is a predicted model, not a curated record. NCBI's taxonomy places the organism in Eukaryota, Viridiplantae, Streptophyta, Magnoliopsida, Arecales, Arecaceae.
CCUGGGUGUGUCUUGGAUCCCCUCUCCCUCUCUCGCUCUCACAAUUCCCCUGUCCUCGGGCACCGGCACCCCCGGCCCUCCGCCGAUGCCAUUGGAGACGUAGGGCGCAAUGGGCUGCGUGGCGUCGAAGAAUGCGGCCGCCGUGACGCCGGUCGUUGACUUGGCCGGCGUUUCGGGAAGUCUGGAAGCGUCGUCGUCGCUGUUCAACCGCCCGAAGCUCGGGAGCUACGAGUUUGGGGACCGCAGCGAGUCCGGGGAGUCGGGGAAGAUCGGCAGCGCCAGCAAUUCAAUGAUCUUUCGGCUGGGGAAUCUGCAUCGCUGCAUCGAGGGAGAGCAGGCCGCUGCCGGCUGGCCUGCCUGGCUCACCGCUGUUGCUGGAGAAGCCAUUCAGGGAUGGGUGCCUCUUAAAGCCGAGUCCUUUGAGAGAAUGGACAAGAUUGGACAAGGUACCUACAGCAGUGUGUUCAGAGCACGCGAACUCGACACAGGAAAGAUUGUUGCAUUGAAGAGGGUCCGGUUCGACGUUUACGAGCCUGAGAGUGUUAGGUUUAUGGCACGCGAGAUACAGAUCCUCCGCAGGCUCGACCAUCCCAAUAUUGCCAAAUUGGAGGGACUGAUUACAUCUCGACUGUCAUCUAGUAUCUAUCUUGUUUUUGACUAUAUGGAGCAUGAUCUUGCCGGGUUGUUGUCUGCUCCUGACAUCAAUUUCAGUGAGCCACAGAUCAAAUGCUACAUGCGACAAUUACUAUCUGGACUCGAACAUUGCCACUCACGCGGCAUCAUGCAUCGUGACAUCAAGUGUGCAAACCUUCUGAUUAAUAAUGAGGGGAUCCUGAAAAUUGCCGACUUUGGUCUGGCAAACUUCUUCAGUGCCGGGCAAAUACAACCACUGACUAGCCGCGUCGUCACGCUAUGGUAUCGCCCGCCUGAACUUCUUCUGGGUUCAACAGACUAUGAAGCAUCUGUGGAUCUGUGGAGUGUUGGUUGUGUUUUUGCAGAAGUGUUUCUUAGGAAGCCUAUCUUCCAAGGAAGAACUGAGGUUGAACAAAUACAUAAGAUAUUUAAGCUAUGUGGUUCUCCACCAGAAGAAUUUUGGAAGAAGUCCAAGUUGCCCCAUGCAACACUUUUUAAACCGCAGCAACCUUAUGGUAGUUGCCUCCGAGAGACACUUAAACGUUUACCAGAAAAUGCCUUUAACUUAUUAGAAACUUUCCUCUCUGUUGAACCAUAUAGGCGCGGUACAGCCUCGACCGCUCUUGCAUCUGAGUAUUUCAAGUCAAAGCCAUAUGCAUGUGCUCCGUCAAGCUCGCCAAAAUACCCACCUAACAAGGAGAUUGAUGCAAAAGCCCGUGAGGACGUACUCAGGAGAAGGGUCCAUUGUAGGCCGUGUGGUAUAGAAGCCACAAGAAAACCUUUAAGAACAUAUAGAACUUCACAAGAAUCAAAUGGGCUAAGCAGAGCAGCAUCUCUCCAAAAGGACUCAUGGAAAACAACUGGAGGCAGUAGUAGUGGUGCAAAGAGAGAUCCAAGAGAGAAUGGUGACACCAGAAUGCUCAUAGAUCUGCAGCCAGUACCAGAAACGAAUUCAAAUCCCCCAGACAAGGGUCGAUAUGUGAAGCAGACCUGUCAGAAAGACGUUCUUCCCUCAGGUCCCUUGCAGGUGCCUGCCUCCAGCGGCUUUGCAUGGGCAAAGAAACCAAAAGAAGACCGUUCAUAUACCAAAUCUCGUUCCAGAUCCAACUCAAGAAGCCACGCUUCUCGUGCACUCGAUCAUUCGAACAUCCCGCAUAUGAAAAAUCCUUCCAACCCAAAGGGACAAGCUGACAGACUUGUCGGACAUGCACCACGUUCGAAGUCCAACAACUGCAAGCCAUACGAGAUUGCAAAGGAUAAGAUGCUCGCACAACGGUCACAACCAGAGAUUUCAGACCGUUACGAGAUCGCAAAUCAUGCGAUUAUGAACCAAUGGACAAAUCCAGGAGAACCGGACUUGCUUGAUUCCUGUGACUCCUACCAUUCUCGGGAUUUGUCAGAUGCACUUUACAAGAGAGAUGCAAAAUCAACUAAGUGCAGCAUCUUGAAAAAAAAAACUCAGGAUUACAAGGAUCAAAGACAAAGUGUUGAGUUAUCUGGGCCUCUACUGUCUCAGUCAUUGAAGAUUGACGAACUUCUAGAGAAGAAUGAAGGGCACAUCGGCCAAGCUGCUCGCAGAUCAUGGUUCCAGAAAGGGACAAAGCAAGGACAUUGAAAUUUAUGGACAUUUUAUUCUCAACUAAUGGAUAUAUGUGUCCUCGGAAAUUCGAGAAGUGUAUCCUGAGCUACUCCGAGAAACAAUACUACAAGCUACUCCGAGAACAAAUGCCACAAUGGCGACCUACCAAUUAAAGGGUGAAGAUGAUUUGAAAUGUCAUUCAUGAAUCUUUUCUGUUGGACAUCAAGUCUAAAAGUGAAAUUAUUUGAUUAAUCAUAAGUGAAUUCAGGGAUCCACUCCAAGUCAUCAGUCGGUACUUUCGAUGCUCUUGGCGCUAUUGAUGUGCAGUAAGUCAGAUAGUUGCAAACACUGCCUUUUAAUUUUCAGCUAUUUUAGAUCUUGGAAUGAACUUAUAGAUGGUUAAGAAAGCAAA